CAGCAUCCGAGUGUGUGCAGUCUGUACUUGAGGUCACGUCAGAUUCGCGCAUCUUCAUAUCUGCAUAAUAUAAAAAUCGAAGAACAAUGAGUAAAGGGUCGAUCGUGUUCUCGACUAUGGACGAUGAGACGGGAGAAAAGUUAGACGAGGUAUUCGGGGUGAAGCCUAGUUUUGUGAAGGUGCAACCUAGUCAUUGCUUGUUACCGCCAAAAAUUAUUUUCUACGCGCAGAAGAUACGUGACAUGCCGGUGUACGAGGAUGACAUUUGGAUGAUCUCGUUUCCUCGAACUGGAAGUCACUGGGCACAGGAAAUGACGUGGUGCAUCGGCCACGAUUUUGAUUACGAAAAAGCCCGCACGCUCAUACUAAAGCGGAGUCCUACUCUCGAGGGUUCGGUUAUCAUGGUCAAUGGAAAAUUUGAUGAUUGGUUCAAAGAUCUUUAUCUAGGCGACUCCGUCGAAAAUGUAACAAAGAUGCCAAGACCACGAUACAUAAAAAGUCACCUGCCAUGGGACUUAUUGCCAAGGCAACUUCACGAGAAAAAGCCAAAAAUAAUUUAUGUGACGAGAAAUCCAAAAGACGUCUGUGUCAGUUAUUACCAUUAUUGCAGAGUAUUCCACGGUAUGAAUGGAAGCUUCAACGAUUUUGCAGAAUUGAUGCUGCGUGAUGGUGUGCCGUACGCUCCAUUUUGGGAUCAUAUUCUGCCCUUCUGGAAGAUGCGAAAUCAAGAUAACAUGCUGUUUCUGACGUAUGAAGAAAUGAAACGGGAUCAAGUGGCGGCGAUUAAAAAGACAGCGAAAUAUUUAGGCAAAACCGUGACGGACGAACAAGUUAUCGGGCUGCGCGAACACCUGAAAUUUUCCAAAAUGGCGGAAAAUCCAUCGGUGAACAUACAACAGCUCAAACAGCUGCUAGAUGACAAGGAUGAACUGAACAAUGAUCCGAAUUUCAAGUUUAUCAGAAAGGGCAAAGUCGGCGAUUGGACGAAUUACAUGUCCGAGGAUCUCGCUCGACGAUUCGAUAAAUGGACGGAGGAGCAUCUCUACGGGACCGGCCUAAAGUUCGAUGUGGACGUUAUGUCCGACGAAGAAUAAUAGCUUCGUAUUAUCCCCACCUGAAAGAAUUAUGAGAAUUUUUAUUUUAGAUUGUAAAUCUAUGAUUAUUUGUAUUAUAAUCGAUUUGUCAUGGAAAUUUAUCAUAUUCGAAAACACCGUAAAAUCGCAUAAAUAAUAAGUAGUAGUAAAUAAUAAUAGUGAAUAUAAGAAAUAAACGUAUCCGCGCGAAUCGCGCCGCCAUGAUACUACCUUGGCCUUUUCGCGGUCUCGCACGGACACGAGCCGAUCGGGAAAUCGCGGCUAAUCAUUCAGUCCGCAAGUCUACACUGGUCUACACAAUGCGACACUUGCCCGUUGUUUCGUGCGCCUUCCCGGCGACGUUCCAUUAUACCCACGACGUGUUGAUAAAAUGAGCGAAUAAUCGUGAAACGCAAUAAGGCUCGUUCGGCGCCGACAACGUUCCUGGGUGGUGGGUGGUAGUGGAUGGGCUAAAUUCAAAUGAAUUGAUAACUUCACCCCACGAGUGGAAGCGCUGAAUAUCGAUGUAUCGAUAGAUUACGCAUUGAAUAUUACAUAUACAUAUUAAUACAUACUUUUGUAAUAAUAAACACAAUUUUUUAUGAUAAUUAA
Temnothorax curvispinosus is the source of this 1685-nucleotide messenger RNA. RefSeq names its product sulfotransferase family cytosolic 1B member 1-like. Lineage: Eukaryota; Metazoa; Arthropoda; Insecta; Hymenoptera; Formicidae. Gene Ontology annotation, biological process: sulfation. Gene Ontology annotation, molecular function: sulfotransferase activity. The transcript is spliced from 7 exons. The record is from RefSeq and is a predicted model, not a curated record. The coding region runs from base 87 to 1094 and encodes 335 amino acids. Gene Ontology annotation, cellular component: cytoplasm.